Molecule: messenger RNA, 2893 nt
Organism: Marchantia polymorpha subsp. ruderalis
Lineage: Eukaryota; Viridiplantae; Streptophyta; Marchantiopsida; Marchantiales; Marchantiaceae
Source: the annotation of a GenBank genome assembly
UCCGAUUGUUUUUUGAGCACGGAGCGGAGACGAGGAGCAGGAGGAGGAGGCGGAGGAGAACUAGUGCUGCUGCUGCUGCGGGCGGGCGGGCGGUCUGGAGCUCCGUCGUUGUUGGCGAGAUUGAUUGAUUGAUUGUCGAUGAGUUGAGGUCGAGCGAGUCGAGAAGAUUGGUGCUCAUGGUUACUAGCUAGCGCUUGCAGACUCCUUCUGCAGCCCGCUCCUCUGACAUCCGCAACCGGACUGCGCCGAAGAUUGCCAUCUUUCGUGUUGCCUGCGUUGCGGGUGGAAGAGGAGUGGGGACAGUGGUGUCAAACAUUCGAGCUGCAAAUCCAGGAACGGGUGUUAGGGGUUUAGGGAAGACGCGCAGAGGAACGGAGGGGUUUAGCGGUUCUGCGCGUGUGGAAUCGGUGGUGUACUUUGGAGCGUUGUUUACAUCGUUUGAAAACGGCUGAACGGAGCCGCUGGCCUCUCGCGAAACUCACAGGUGGGGUCGAUUCAUGGAUCAGCUGGUUCGUCAAAUUGAUAAUGCUACUCACCAGCGUAAUGAUGCCUACAGUCUGGCUCAGGAUGACACAACUGCACUCCCUGGCCUGGAAGUAAGAGAAGAUUGUCCAUCUUGUGGCCAUCAUGUUGGCAGGAGGACGGCUAUGGAUUGGGUUGGCCUUCCAGCUGGGGUUCGUUUUGACCCAAGCGACGAGGAACUACUGCGACAUCUUGCUGCUAAGGUGGGAGUCGGGAAGGAGGUUUCACAUCCUAGAAUCGAUGACUUUAUCUCUCACCUUGACGGCAAUGAUGGGAUUUGUCAGACUCAUCCUGAGAACCUUCCUGGUGUGAAGACAGACGGAAGCAGCCGUCAUUUCUUCCAUAAACCAGCCAAGGCCUACACAACUGGUACGAGGAAGCGUCGUAAGAUCCAUAACGAGGAUGAAGAAUCAGGAGUGGAAACACGUUGGCACAAAACUGGGAAAACGAGGCCAGUUCUUGAUGGUGGUCAACAUUUGGGUUGGAAGAAGAUAAUGGUACUUUACAGGAACCUAUAUUCAGGGAAAAAGAAAGCAAAGUCGGAAAAAACCAACUGGAUAUUGCAUCAAUACCAUUUAGGACCUGAGGAAGAGGAGAGAGAUGGAGAAUUGGUUGUAUGUAAAGUUUUUUUCCAAAAGCAACCUCGGCAGUGUACGGGAGGAAAGCAAUAUGACGGUGUAUUUGCCGAAGGUAAUAGUUCUAAGGCCGAAACAUGUCAACCCCAGCCUAGAUCUAAUCGAGAAAUCGUCGUUGGGGCAAGUGUUAGUGAUGUGUCAAGGGGUACUCUUAUUACCCCGAAAAGAGAUGCACCCGUCAGACCCCAGUUCUCUCGACAUAGAACAAGGGAAGCGUCUCCUCCAGUGCAAGCACCUCCAGAGUCGGUAACCACUAGGACACCAACGCAGUCUGGGAGAGGCUCUGAAAUGACUGUUAUGGGAAAAUCAGACCACUUAACUUCCGAGCUGACAUCCACCCUCGGAAUAUCUCACAGGCUUCCGCAGAGCUUGACUCCUUGUGUGAAGACUGGAAGUCUUCAAAGUGGUGGAUUGGUGCAGUCUGUUCCUUUUGAAGAACUUUUUUCUGAGAAUGGUUCGCCUGACUUGUAUGAAGAAGUUUCCACUUCUGGAAAGUCGUGUCAAAAUGAAAAUGCCAUGGCGGCGGUUGAAUAUCCUCCACGAGAUGAUUAUCAUGAGCAACCAUAUCCCGUCAUGGAUACAGAGGGGAAUGUGAUCGGCUUGACUGAUUUAGAGUGCGACGAAGAGCUCCUGCCGAUUUCUUGGGAUUGGGAUGCUAAUCUUGAUAUCGAGGGUGGUGGUGGUGUUGACGGUCUUCUCGACACACCUUACCACUUCAAUCCGCAUACCGACUACUUUUAUACUUUUGAUGAAUAUCUUUUGAGUACGCCUCCAGCUAUUUUCCCGGACCUGAAAUUAACUUCCCAGGAAGCAUCGGAAGUGAUGAGGAGUAUUGAUCCGAAUGACAAUAGUGACAGCCUGUCCAGCACCUAAAUGCAUUAGGGAUUCUCAGGAGGACGUUGUACUUCGUGUUCGGAUCCACCGUUACCUCUUGAUGUACAGAUUAUCUAGUAUGGCGUAAUGACUCGCUGUUACCAUGAUGCUGCAUAUUCUUUUUAGGCGUCCAGUUGCCGACUAUACAUAUAUGGGCAAAAUGAUCAGCAUUCAGAUUUUUUCUGUCAUAAUUUGAGAGAAAACUCAUAAAGAGGAGCUGUCCAUCUGCUGUGAGAAACUUAGACAGUUGAGCGAUAUCACUCGACAGAAGGUACGGAUGGACUUGUUUAGGAGGAAGAGGCUUCACUUCUUUACUAUAAGCCAAAUAUUGAUGCUCGUGGAGUGAUUGAUAGACUUGAGAAACUGUGUAGAUGCAUGUUUACUUACUGACAACCAAUCCAGUUUAGAAUUUUACACCAAGUCAAAUCUCUCCACAGCAUGGGAAAAGGCGCCUUCAUCAUUGAGGGCAAAAUCCUGUGUUCUGAAAGGGGACAAAACUGGAACAGGGUUUCGAAUCAGAGGGAUGGAGAUUAGAGAAAUUGGUUACACUAGAGGAUUGAUUCAAACAAAAAGAGCAAUUUUUGCUGUGUUGCCGGAGCAUAAAGACUAAAUUGAAUUGUUCAUCUGUAUUAAGCCCAGCUGGAUGAUGUUCUUUGAUCCUCUUUCAUGAGACACUCAUCAUCUAUAGUAUUGUAAUCUUAAGGCAGACAUAGAUUUUAGGCAGGAAACUCAAAUUUUGGUUUCUAGAUGAUCAAUUGUGAACUUCGGGUUUCCAUUGUUUCACAAUGAGCUGUAAGGCCCUAAAGCCUCCCACUUAUCGUAUGACCGGGAGGUCAUCAAUUCAAAUGGCUCUUGCUCACAUU